AUGUCGGGCCCCGCCUACAUGCCCUCGGACGAGGAGCUCGCCCACCUCCAGAAGCUGUCGAGCGAGUUCGAGCCGGAGACGACGGGCCCGCUUGUCGGCGAGCGCCAGAGCAGCAGCGCCAUCACGAGCGAGUACGCGGGCGCGGACCCCGUCUACAGGAUCAAGACGGCCGCGCUGCCCGCCAAAUAUGCCUUCUUCCGCACCUGUCGCGGCGACGGCCACUGCGGCUGGCGAGCAAUCGCCUUCUCCUACUUCGAGGCCCUGCUCCGCGUCGGCGACGUCAACAAGUUCGAGGACGAGGAGGUCCGCCUGAGCUCCAUGCACAACCUGCUCAACCUCGCCGGCUUCCCGCACGAUGUCUACAUUGACUGGGCCGAGGAGGUGUACGACCUGCUCCGCAAGCUCGCCAGCUCCGUGCGCCUCAUGGACGGCUCUGCCGCCGACACGCUGCUGCAGACCUUCAACGACAUGAGCCUGUCCAUGGCCAUCAUCACCUACUUCAAGCUCCUCGCAAGCGCAUGGGUGCAGUCGCGGGCCGACGAGUUCAAGCCGUUUGUGCCCAUGGGCGACGUCAAGACGUACUGCGCGCUCAACAUCGAGGCGGCAGUGUGCGAGAUCGACAACGUGGCCAUCGCCGCCCUGUCCGACGCCGUCAUCAAGCCCGCGGGCAUUGGCUUCGAGAUCAUGUAUCUGGACCGCUCGCAGGGAGAGGAAGUCAACACCACCGCCUUCGCUCAGCCGACCGACCACAACGGCAUGCCGCUGCCAAAUGCGCCGUGGAUUAGACUGCUCUACCGACCUGGCCACUAUGACAUUCUCUACAAGGCCGAGGACUUCCCCUCGCCCGUGCAGCAGCCUGUGCCCCCUCCGCAGUCAAUGCACGUGGCGAUGGCAAGCUACACGGACGGCUUCAUUCCCGUCGCCAACAACAUGUCAGAAGUCAUGACAAUGAUCCCGGGCAUGUAUCCCACAAGUAUUGGUCAGAGAUGGCCUUCGGUCUCUUACGACUUCGACCCAAGUCCGGCGCCGCAGCCUCAGAUGACGCCUGUUCAACCCUAUGCACCUGCUCCGCCGCCCCCGCCGCCCGUCACCACCUCUCAUCAGGAUUUCAUGCCUUCGGUGCAUGCCAGCCAUGUGUCUCACCGCCAUCACAGCAUUCCCAUGGAACAGCCGCCAGUCACCCUUCCCAUGCAUCCGCCCCCUCCUCCCGUUAGUAUAGAGAGGGCUCCUCCGCUUACGAUAGAGCGAGGCGGGCCCUUCAGGCCGUCCAUGUACGAGCUCGAACCAGGAUUUGGCUCAGGUCAAAUACACACGGUGCCCUUCCAGACCUCAAUAUUCCGCAACUCUCAUUACAACACGGCCCAUUUCCUAAAUCCAGACUUUCAGCCAGAAGAGUGGUCACCGGAUACAGAAUACAACACCGGAAACAAAGGCAGACACAAGUCAACCCCACAAUAA
This is a messenger RNA of Trematosphaeria pertusa, 1458 nucleotides long. RefSeq names its product cysteine proteinase. Lineage: Eukaryota; Fungi; Ascomycota; Dothideomycetes; Pleosporales; Trematosphaeriaceae. Gene Ontology annotation, molecular function: ubiquitin binding; cysteine-type deubiquitinase activity. The transcript has 6 exons. The record is from RefSeq and is a predicted model, not a curated record. Gene Ontology annotation, biological process: protein K48-linked deubiquitination. Gene Ontology annotation, cellular component: nucleus. Bases 1 to 1458 code for a protein of 485 amino acids.